This is a messenger RNA of Mollisia scopiformis, 526 nucleotides long. RefSeq lists its product as uncharacterized. The coding region runs from base 109 to 420 and encodes 103 amino acids. The transcript has 2 exons. NCBI's taxonomy places the organism in Eukaryota, Fungi, Ascomycota, Leotiomycetes, Helotiales, Mollisiaceae. The record is from RefSeq and is a predicted model, not a curated record.
GAAUUCUAUCCCUCCAACGCGAGCGGCCACAAGAUAGAAUUCGACGAAGGGCCCACUUAUGUUCUUCGACCUCAUCCGAAAAAUUACAUUGACCCAGGAUUCAUUCAGAUGCGCGGGCCACCCACUCCUCCACUAUCCCCUCUAUUAGACGGAAAUCCUCCUGCUGCUCAAGCACCUUUUUCAACGAAUGAGAACAUCCCCGCUCUAUCUUCGGACCAAACCUCUCCGACGCCCCCUCGGAGUCCAACAGGCGCAAUGGAUCCCUUGAUAGAAGAGACUCUGAAAGAUAGAGCACGUGCAGAACUAAAUGUAACUCUUCCAAAUGAAGGGCUAGCCUCGGGGUCCAAUUUGCCGCCCAUUCAUUCCCAAUCGAAGUUUGACUGGUUACGGCGUAUCUGGCUUCUCUUCAUCCUCGACUGAACACUUUAUUCGUUUCUAGGUCAUCUUUGUCGCGAGGAAUGGGCUAAGAUAACAGAGGUGUGGGAAUGGUGUAUUUCUGUCUUGUGAGAGCGUAUUGCAUGUGGAG